Molecule: messenger RNA, 2051 nt
Organism: Strigops habroptila (Kakapo)
Lineage: Eukaryota; Metazoa; Chordata; Aves; Psittaciformes; Psittacidae
Gene: FH
Product: fumarate hydratase
Exons: 10
Coding region: 674-1978 (434 amino acids)
Biological process (GO): fumarate metabolic process; malate metabolic process; tricarboxylic acid cycle
Cellular component (GO): tricarboxylic acid cycle heteromeric enzyme complex; mitochondrion
Molecular function (GO): fumarate hydratase activity
Source: RefSeq, a predicted model, not a curated record
CACCUGAGGGAAGGGCGGCCACCGGCCGGGCCGGCGCGUGUCCCGCUCUCGGGGGGAACGAACGGCACGGGCGAGACGCUGCCGCCAUCCCUUGGCAGGCUUUCGCCGCCGUUUCCUUCUUCCGCCGGGGAGGCUGUGGGGCCGGUUCCCGCCCGGCGCUGCGCGGCCUCCGGGCGGUGCCGAGGCCCGGUUCGGCGCCGCUGUCACACGCAGAUUUGCGGCCCCGCGGCGGCGGCUGCUGCCGGGGCGGGCCGGUGUCUGCAGCGCGCAGCUGCUCCUCCGGGUGCGCUGCCCAAAGGGCGAGAUUUGCGGCGUGAGUACGCUGUGCUAGCAUGGCGGAGGAGCGGGGGAGAGAGGUGCCGUCCGACCAAGUAAGCAGGAAAGGUGUUAGUGCUGUAGCUUCUGCCACCGAAAUCUCAGGCCCUUUCUUAGAGCUGUUGAGGCACUAAUGAGAAAAAAGCUGUAUCUUCACGGAAAUGGGGCUAUCUGGAAAAAUCUUGUGGGCCGCCUGAAAUCUAAGCUAAGAACUGCCUGUGACCUCAAGCAGCCAUCCUCAGUCAGACUGUCAGGCUAAAACUCAACUCAAGAGGCUUUUAGGAUAGAAUAUGAUACCUUUGGUGAACUGAAGGUCCCAAGUGACAAAUACUAUGGUGCCCAAACUGUAAGAUCUACAAUGAACUUCAAGAUUGGAGGUGCUUCAGAAAGGAUGCCAGUUCAAGUUAUACGGGCUUUUGGCAUCUUGAAGAGGGCAGCUGCUGAAGUAAAUCAAGAUUACGGUCUUGACCCAAAGAUUGCUAAUGCUAUUGUGAAGGCAGCAAAUGAGGUAGCUGAAGGAAAAUUAAAUGAUCACUUUCCACUGGUGGUGUGGCAGACUGGCUCUGGAACUCAAACCAACAUGAAUGUCAAUGAAGUCAUCAGCAAUAGAGCCAUUGAGAUAAUGGGGGGCACACUGGGGAGCAAAAAACCAGUGCAUCCGAAUGAUCACGUUAACAAAAGCCAGAGUUCAAAUGACACUUUCCCAACAGCAAUGCAUAUUGCUGCUGCCCAGGAGGUUAAUGAGGUGUUAUUACCUGGACUAAAGAAGCUACAGAAUGCACUCGAAGCGAAAUCCAAAGAGUUUUCCCAGAUCAUAAAAAUAGGGCGCACUCACACACAAGAUGCUGUUCCACUUACACUUGGACAGGAGUUUAGUGGCUAUGUGCAACAAAUCAAAUACGGUGUGGCUAGGAUUGAGUCAACCAUGCCAAGAGUGUAUCAGCUGGCAGCUGGUGGGACUGCAGUUGGUACAGGACUAAACACAAGGAUUGGUUUUGCUGAGAAAGUUGCUGCUAAAGUGGCUGAACUGACAGGUUUGCCUUUUGUCACUGCUCCAAAUAAGUUUGAGGCUCUUGCAGCUCAUGAUGCUCUAGUUGAACUCAGUGGAGCUAUGAACACGGUGGCGUGUAGUCUGAUGAAAAUAGCUAAUGAUAUUCGUUUCCUGGGUUCUGGACCACGCUCUGGACUAGGAGAACUCAUCCUGCCUGAAAAUGAACCAGGAAGCAGCAUCAUGCCAGGAAAAGUGAACCCUACACAGUGUGAAGCUGUAACCAUGGUGGCAGCCCAAGUUAUGGGAAACCAUGUUGCUGUUACUGUAGGAGGUAGCAAUGGACACUUUGAACUGAAUGUUUUUAAGCCCAUGAUGAUUAAAAAUGUUUUAAACUCUGCAAGACUUCUCGGAGAUGUUUGUGUUUCUUUCACGGACAACUGUGUAGUUGGAAUCCAAGCCAAUACGGACAGGAUCAACAAACUCAUGAAUGAAUCUCUGAUGUUGGUAACUGCACUGAACCCGCAUAUAGGAUAUGACAAAGCAGCCAAGAUCGCCAAAACUGCGCACAAAGAAGGGACAACGUUAAAAGAAGCUGCUAUAAAGCUGGGAUUCCUCACGUCAGACCAGUUCGAUCAGUGGGUGAAGCCUAAAGAUAUGUUAGGUCCGCAGUAACGUCUGUACAAACAAACUCCCAAACCCCACGUGUUCUUAACACAAAAACAAAUAAAAUAAACCAAAUACGACA